AUGGCCGACCUGAAUGAUAUGAUAGAGACGCUGUACGCCGGCAAGCUCAUCACAGAACAGCAGGUGGCACAGUUGUGCGACCGCUGCAAGGAUCUCUUCCUCGAGGAGGGAAACAUUGAGGUUGUGUACGCCCCCGUCACCCUCUGUGGCGACAUUCACGGUCAACUUUUUGACAUGCUGGAGCUCUUUCGUCACGGCGGUCGUGUACCGGACACUAGCUACGUGUUCAUGGGAGACUUUGUUGACCGCGGGUACCACAGCGUCGAGACACUGCUGCUGCUGCUUCUGCUGAAAGUCCGCUACCCUGACCGCAUGACCCUCUUACGCGGCAAUCAUGAGUCGCGGCAGAUUACGCAGGUCUACGGCUUUUACGACGAGUGCUACAGAAAGUACGGUAGUGCUAACGUCUGGCGGUUUUGCACCGACCUGUUUGACUACAUGCCGUUAAUGGCACUGGUAGAGGACGACGUUUUGUGCGUGCACGGCGGCCUUAGCCCAGACAUCAACACCCUCGAUGAAAUUCGCGUCUUGGAUCGUAAGCAAGAGGUUCCACACGAGGGCCCAAUGACGGAUCUUUUGUGGUCUGACCCCGAUGACAUCAACGGUUGGGCCAUGAGUCCUCGUGGUGCCGGAUUUAUCUUUGGCGCCGAUGUCACAAAGGCAUUUAACCAGAGAAACGGCAUCAGCCUCAUUGCACGCGCCCAUCAACUCGUUUUUGAGGGCUACAAAUGGAUGUUCGAUGACAAUUGCUGCACCGUGUGGUCCGCCCCAAACUACUGCUAUCGCUGCGGCAACGUGGCGUCUAUCAUGAAAAUAGGCGAGAAGUCACGAACGGACCGCAACUUUAUAACAUUUGGGGCAGCCCCUGCUGAGGAGCGCGGCCACUUGACCAAAAAGCCUCCGCCAGAAUACUUCCUGUGA
Trypanosoma rangeli is the source of this 921-nucleotide messenger RNA. RefSeq names its product protein phosphatase 4 catalytic subunit. The record is from RefSeq and is a predicted model, not a curated record. The transcript has a single exon. The coding region runs from base 1 to 921 and encodes 306 amino acids. Gene Ontology annotation, cellular component: nucleus; cytoplasm. Gene Ontology annotation, biological process: peptidyl-serine dephosphorylation; double-strand break repair via homologous recombination. NCBI's taxonomy places the organism in Eukaryota, Euglenozoa, Kinetoplastea, Trypanosomatida, Trypanosomatidae. Gene Ontology annotation, molecular function: protein serine/threonine phosphatase activity.